GUUCGUUUAACAUCAAUAUAAACCCGUCUCAAGUCUCAACCUCACUCCUUUCUAGAACACUUUAAACCCUAGUACUCCCCUCCCCAAAUGAAUUAAACAAACCCUUUUCACUUCCUCUCAAAUACCAUUGUUAGGGUUUCCGGCUUCUCCAAUCUCUACAAACAAUGUAUCUCUACAGCUUAACUCUUCAAAAACCUACCGGUAUAAUUUGUGCCAUCAAUGGAAACUUCUCCGGAGGUAAAGUUCAGGAAAUUGUCGUUGCUAGAGGUAAAGUUCUUGAUCUUCUUCGACCCGACGACAGUGGUAAGAUCCAAACCCUACUUUCUGUUGAUAUUUUCGGUGCUAUCCGUUCUUUAGCUCAAUUUAGGCUUACUGGUUCUCAAAAGGAUUACAUUGUUGUUGGUUCCGAUUCGGGUCGAAUUGUUAUCCUAGAAUAUAAUAAAGAGAAGAAUGUAUUUGAUAAAGUGCACCAGGAAACGUUUGGGAAGUCGGGUUGUCGUCGAAUUGUUCCGGGUCAGUACUUGGCUAUUGAUCCAAAAGGGAGGGCUGUUAUGAUUGGGGCUUGUGAAAAGCAGAAACUUGUUUAUGUCUUAAAUAGGGAUACCGCUGCUAGGUUAACUAUUUCCUCGCCUCUAGAGGCGCAUAAGUCGCAUACGAUAACGUACUCAAUUUGUGGAGUUGAUUGUGGGUUUGAUAAUCCUAUAUUUGCUGCUAUUGAGAUGGAUUACUCCGAGGCUGAUCAGGAUUCUACUGGUCAAGCUGCGGCUGAGGCGCAGAAACAUUUGACAUUUUAUGAGCUCGAUUUGGGUCUUAAUCAUGUGUCUAGGAAGUGGUCAGAACCUGUGGAUAAUGGUGCUAAUAUACUUGUUACAGUGCCUGGUGGGGGGGAUGGGCCUAGUGGUGUUUUGGUGUGUGCUGAAAAUUUUGUGAUUUAUAAAAAUCAAGGGCAUCCUGAUGUGCGGGCUUUAAUUCCUAGGAGAACUGAUUUGCCGGCUGAGCGUGGGGUUUUGAUAGUGUCUGCAGCAACUCAUAAGCAGAAAUCAAUGUUUUUCUUUUUGCUUCAGACGGAGUAUGGUGAUAUAUUUAAGGUUACUCUAGAACAUGGCAACGAGGGUGUUACAGAAUUGAAGAUAAAGUAUUUUGAUACAAUUCCGGUAUCAUCUUCAAUGUGUGUGUUGAAGUCUGGUUUCUUGUUUGCGUCGUCUGAGUUUGGUAAUCAUGCAUUGUAUCAGUUCCAAGCUAUUGGAGAUGAACCAGAUGUAGAGUCCUCCUCUGCUAGAAUGAUGGAACUAGAAACUGAGGAAGGUUUCCAGCCUGUGUUUUUCCAACCAAGGAAGCUUAAAAAUCUUCUUAGAGUUGACCAAGUUCAGAGUUUGAUGCCAAUAAUGGACAUGAAAGUGGCUAAUCUUUUUGAGGAAGAGACACCACAGAUUUUUACUCUUUGUGGUCAAGGUCCUCGUUCAUCUUUAAGGAUACUAAGGCCUGGUUUGGGAAUCACCGAGAUGGCUACCUCUCCACUUCCUGGUGUGCCUAACGCUGUUUGGACAGUGAAAAAGAAUGUCAAUGAUGAAUUUGAUGCUUAUAUCGUGGUCUCGUUUGCUAGUGUCACUCUUGUACUCUCAAUUGGUGAGACAGUUGAAGAAGUUAGUGAUAGUGGGUUUUUGGAUACCACUCCUUCUCUUGCUGUAUCUCUAAUUGGCGAUGACUCUCUUAUGCAAGUGCACCCUAGUGGUAUCAGACAUAUUAGGGAAGAUGGUCGUAUCAAUGAGUGGAGAACCCCUGGAAAGAGAACUAUUGUUAAGGUUGGGUACAAUAGGCUUCAAGUUGUCAUUGCACUCAGUGGGGGAGAGCUUAUUUACUUUGAGGUGGAUAUAAAUGGUCAGUUAAUGGAAGUGGAGAAGCAUGAGAUGCCGGGAGAUGUGGCUUGUUUGGACAUUGCCCCAGUUCCAGAAGGUAGACAAAGAUCUCGUUUCCUUGCAGUUGGAUCUUACGAUAAUACUAUCCGUAUUUUGUCUCUGGAUCCAGAUGACUGUAUGCAAGUGCUGAGCUUACAAAGUGUGUUCUCACCCCCUGAGUCCUUGCUGUUUCUUGAGAUUCAGGCAUCUUCAGGAGGUGAGGACGGUGCUGAUCAUCCUGCUAGUCUUUUCUUAAAUGCUGGUCUGCAGAAUGGUGUCCUGUUUAGGACAGUUGUGGACAUGGUAACUGGUCAGCUUUCUGAUUCCCGUUCUCGAUUUUUAGGACUAAGAGCUCCCAAACUGUUUUCAAUUAUUGUACGAGGUCGGCGUGCCAUGCUUUGCUUGUCAAGUCGCCCUUGGCUUGGGUACAUAUAUCAGGGCCAUUUCCUUUUAACACCCCUUACAUGUGGCACACUUGAAUUCGCGGCCUCAUUUUCAUCUGAUCAGUGUGCAGAAGGUGUAGUCGCUGUUGCCGCGGAGGCACUAAAGGUUUUCACUAUUGAGAGGCUGGGUGAGGCUUUUAAUGAAACUUCAAUUCCGUUAAGGUACACUCCACGAAAAUUUGUGCUUCAGCCUAAGCGGAAGUUUCUGGUGAUGAUCGAGAGUGAUAACCGAGCAUUAACUGCAGAAGAGAGGGAGGCUGCGCAGAAGGAAUGCUUUGGUAUUGGGGUGGAUGAGAAUGGUAAUAUUGAGAUGGAAAAUGGCGAUGAAGAUGAAGAUAACCAGCUCUCUGAUGAGCAAUAUGGGUAUCCUAAAGCAGAGAAAGAGAAAUGGGUUUCUUGCAUUCGGGUUCUUGACCCCAGAACAGAGGAAACUACUUGUUGUCUUGAGCUUCAGGAUAAUGAGGCUGCAUUCAGCAUCUGUACUGUGAAUUUCCAUGAUAAGGAUUAUGGGACUCUAUUAGCUGUUGGUACUGCAAAGUCCCUUCAGUUUUUCCCUAAAAGAUCGUUCGAGGCAGCAUAUAUUCACAUUUAUCGUUUUGUUGAUGGUGGAAGACUUGAGCUUUUGCACAAGACCCAAGUAGAUGGAGUUCCACUGGCUUUAGCCCAGUUUCAAGGGAGAUUACUUGCUGGAAUAGGACCUGUGCUCAGGCUUUAUGAUUUGGGCAAGAGGAAAUUGCUCAGAAAAUGUGAGAAUAAGCUGUUUCCUAACACAAUUAUCACCAUACACACUUACCGUGAUCGUAUAUAUGUGGGUGACAUCCAAGAGUCAUUCCAUUAUUGCAAGUAUAGACGGGAUGAGAAUCAGCUAUACAUAUUUGCUGAUGAUGUUUAUCCGAGAUGGUUAACUGCAUCACACCAUGUAGAUUUUGAUACAAUGGCUGGUGCCGAUAAAUUUGGAAAUGUGUAUUUUGUUCGGCUACCUCAGGAUGUUUCGGAUGAGAUUGAAGAGGACCCAACAGGUGGGAAAAUUAAAUGGGAGCAGGGUAAACUAAAUGGUGCUCCUAACAAGGUUGAGGAGAUUGUUCAGUUUCAUGUUGGUGAUGUUGUAUCUAGUUUGCAGAAGGCGUCUCUCAUACCUGGUGGUGGAGAAUGUAUCAUAUAUGGAACUGUAAUGGGGAGCGUAGGGGCAUUUCUUCCUUUUACCUCCCGUGAUGAUGUUGACUUUUUUUCUCAUCUGGAAAUGCAUUUGAGACAGGAGCACCCACCUCUGUGUGGCAGAGAUCAUAUGGCCUAUAGAUCUGCAUAUUUUCCUGUUAAGGAUGUGAUUGAUGGCGAUCUUUGUGAACAGUUUCCAACACUGCCAAUGGACAUGCAGAGGAAGAUUGCUGAUGAAUUGGACAGAACCCCAGCAGAGAUUCUAAAGAAACUGGAAGAAAUCCGAAAUAAGAUUAUCUGAGGCAGAUUAACUUAAAAGGCACGGGCAUGGCCACGGCCACUAGCAAUUUUAUGCACUUUCUCUACUGAUCACGACGUACAUUCAUGAGCCCUGGAAGAGAGAAUUUGGUUGCAGCAUUCAGUGAUUCAAAUCACGAUGGUAGGAAAACUUGUAAUCUUUGUUCAGAUAUAGAACUAGCCUUACUAGGUUACUGAAGACUCUUCUUUUAGUAUGGCAGCUAGAGUUUUAUGUUGUAUUCUUUUAUUUUGUAUAUUAGUAAUGACAGAAAAUUUUGUAACUUGACACUUGUUCUCGUCUUAGCUUUUGCGACUUGAGACAGGCAAACGGCAAUAUUUUUUCUUUCUAGAUAAAAA
This is a messenger RNA of Amaranthus tricolor (Joseph's coat), 4147 nucleotides long. Its product is annotated as spliceosome-associated protein 130 A. The coding region runs from base 165 to 3794 and encodes 1209 amino acids. Gene Ontology annotation, molecular function: protein binding; U2 snRNA binding. The transcript is spliced from 4 exons. NCBI's taxonomy places the organism in Eukaryota, Viridiplantae, Streptophyta, Magnoliopsida, Caryophyllales, Amaranthaceae. The record is from RefSeq and is a predicted model, not a curated record. Gene Ontology annotation, biological process: mRNA splicing, via spliceosome. Gene Ontology annotation, cellular component: nucleus; U2 snRNP.